Molecule: messenger RNA, 657 nt
Organism: Ilex paraguariensis (yerba mate)
Lineage: Eukaryota; Viridiplantae; Streptophyta; Magnoliopsida; Aquifoliales; Aquifoliaceae
Source: the annotation of a GenBank genome assembly
AUGCGAAAAGACGACUGUGAAAAAAGGUCAUCUGCAUUUGAACGUAAAAGAAAGGUACGUGAGUCUGAUGGUGUGGUCGAUGAUUCGAUCAAGAAGUUGAAAGUAGGAAAAGCACAAACAGCUUGUGAAGGUGACAAAAAAGAGAAGCGAUUGAGUGCUUCUAUUCAGCCGUUAGGUUUCUUGAUCUUGGUUGAAGACAAGAACAACAACGAAACGAGUUCAUCAGCUUGUAAUACAACCAACAACAAUGGAAAAAAAGAGAUUUAUACUUACUUGAAGCUUAAUAACAAAUUUGGUGGAAUUAUCAAGAAGCAAAAGAUGAGAGAUAUCAAGAACUUGAAAGCAGAAAACUUACGACAAGCUCGCAAAGACGAAGAAGAAGAAAGGCUUUUGGGCGUGUCUUUGAGACUAAAGCUAUACGAGGAUCCAUGGCAGAUAAAGAAGAAGCUGACCCACAAUGAUAUCAAUAACUCAUGCUAUUGUUGGCAACAAACUUGGUGGAGACAACUGUUACCUUUCUUAAAAGAUGACAUUGUCGAUCGUUGUAAAACAGCAGAGGGAAAUAGAAUGAUUGUAUAUGAUAUUGAUACAGCCUCUGAACAUAGGUUGACACUCAAGAGAUGGUGUACGAAUAGUUACGUGAUUACUAGCAACUAG